Molecule: messenger RNA, 1757 nt
Organism: Stegastes partitus (bicolor damselfish)
Lineage: Eukaryota; Metazoa; Chordata; Actinopteri; Pomacentridae
Exons: 5
Coding region: 184-999 (271 amino acids)
Source: RefSeq, a predicted model, not a curated record
UGAAGGAGUGAACGCGCAGACAAAGACAAACAGCAGGAACUAGACGCAGCCCCGUGAGAGGUCUCUCAAAAGUAAGAUUUGAUGCAAAAAUAUUUCCUCCACUGCUGAGUUCAGGUGAUCUGGUUUAGAUUGAACACAAGGAUAAAACUACAGAGACUGGAGGUGUGCCACUGAACAGAGAAAAUGAGCAUUCGGGGACUCCCAGAGGUGGAGAAGGGAUAUGACCCACAAGACACCACCCUCAAGUUUGUCACCAGAGGGGACGACUUGGAUCCACUUUCCUUAAAUGACUCCCUCAGAGCAGAGAUGUCCUGCGGCCACGCUGUCACGCCUGAAUCCCUCACGCUGUGGUGUCGCAGCCAGCUGGAUGGGGGGGAAAACACAUUCAGAUGCCCCGCACUGGUAGAGGGGACCAGACAGUGCAACAAGGUUUGGUCGUACCAAGAGGUGCGCCGACUGGCUGAUCUGUCUGUUGAGGAAAUGCAGCACUUUGAAGGCAGCAUGGCCAGCAUGGCUGCUGCUAGAUACUGCGAGUUCCAGACAUGCCCACAGUGCAAAACAAACGUGGAGAGGAAGGACCUUUCCAACCUGUGUGUGAAGUGCAUCAUAUGCACAGCUGAUCAGGGGAAAACCUACCACUUCUGCUGGCAGUGUCACAGGCCGUGGAAGGGGUCAGCUCGUCGAUCUGACCGCUGCGACAACGAUGGCUGCAUCAACAGGGACCUGCAACUAAUGCAGACAUGCAAGUCCAUCGAUCUGCCGGCGGUGGCGGACGUCACCAGCUGCCCCUCCAUCCGACUCUGUCCUACAUGUGGCAUGAAGGUGGAACACAGCCAACAAUACUGCAAAAAUGUUAGAUGUCCUCGAUGCCACGUGGAGUUCUGCUUUGUUUGCCUUAAACUAAAGCGGGAAUGCUCCAAGACCAGUACACCCUUCAGAAUCUGCCCAAGUGGCGUGGCUCCGAGACAGACUGCUAUCCCUGUAUGGCGGAGAAAGUGAAGGCAAUGCAGUGUCUUGUCUUAACUCAACAAGAGAUAUUUGACAGAAAUAUUAAAAAACACGACAUAGAAACAAUGCAUUUAUUUUGAAAGGUAUCUAUAUUAUACUAUCCUGUAACAGUUUAACAACUAUUGAUCAAAACAACAUGUUUGUGGCAUAACUCAGCUCUGCAAGAUCAUUUAAAGUAGGUUUUUAUUUGUGGUUUCUCUGCCUCCUUGUGGCUGAGCUUUAAAUUACACAUGAUGAGUCUGUUAGGUAUUACUCUGAAUCUCCAUUACUAUCCAUUAAAGUACUUAUAUUUUGUACAUACAAAAUGGAACCUGUUUGUUGAAAAUAUUAAAUAAAUUAACUUCCAGAAUCUUUUGAGAAGCUUUAUCAUUCCACAAUUUAUGGAGAAUUAAAGCACAGAUAUGUUUGCGUUGUGUAAUUUAUUUUAAAUCAGUGUGACAAAACCUACCUGGAAAAUGUAAUUUAAACACAAUGUGAGAAAGAAAUCUGUUGUAAACAUGGUAAUAUGUCUGAAUGCUAAUUUUGAUUUACAUUUUAAGUUCACAACCUGUCCAGGGUGUCCCCUGCCUUCACCCUGAGUCAGCUGGGAUAGACUCCAGCCCCCCCAUGACCCUAGUGAGGAUUAAGCGGUGUGUAGAUAAUGGAUGGAUGGAUUUUAAGUUCACCCAGACAAGGCAGGUGUGUAUCUGUAUUUUCAACAUCAGAAACAAUCAUUAAGAUCCAAUAAAAGAAAACACCGUUUAAAGCUG